AUGGUUGCAAUCGGGUCGCGUAUGUCUACUGGGACUCAGAACUCUGGCGGCCCGGGCAGCCGGCCGUCCAGUAAAGAUGGCAACAAGAAUAUAUGGUCUUCUAUGCUGGACAGUGUGGCCAGUGGAAAACGGUUACCAGAGAAAAAUAUGAUAGUUUUGGGAGGCACUCCGGAAAGUCAAAGAGAGUUCCUAGACACACUUUCUUCAGAUCCAUCAGAUCCGCAACUACCAGACGAAAGGAGAAAGGGGAAAGUGGCGCCUAUUGCAAAUGAGUUUGCCUUGGGUUACACAUAUCAAGAUGUCCUUGAUGCUGACCACGAAGAUAUCCUUGCACGCGUCUCAAUAUACCUUCUUUCCGACCCGUCGCCCUCAUUUGCACCUCUUUUACGCCCUCUCCUAACACCGCAAUCCGUUCCCGAAACGCUCAUCGUGAUAUUACUUGAUUGGUCUUCUCCCUGGACCUGGGUCCGGCAAUUGCGAGAAUGGGUUCGCCUCCUUCGGUCUGUUCUUAUAUCGUUGGAUGACCCAACUAAAAUAGUCAUGGAAGAAGUCAUGACAGAAUGGAAAGACAAAAAAAGGGGCCUAGAUCUUAACUCGACAACGGGUGUUACGAACUCUGGAGGCCCAGUGACAAUACCUCUGGGCCCAGGCGAGUGGGAUGAGGGUCUGGGAGUUCCUUUAUGUGUUGUUUGUCAUGGGGCAAACAAGAUAGAACAGCUAGAAAAAGAAAAUGGCUGGCGAGAGGAAGAAUUCGACUUUAUCCUUCAAUUUAUGAGGACUAUCCUUCUCAAACACGGCGCUUCAUUGAUUUACACAACACCUUUCCUCGCGAAUUCUCUACAAAGCCUAAUUCAUUCGACCUUGGGUAUACAUUCAUUAUUAAGAAGGCAGUCUCUCAAACACAAUGUCAUUGACCGUGACAAGGUUGUUGUACCAGCAAACUGGGAUUCUUGGGGUAAAAUUCGUAUCAUCCGGGAAGGAUUUGACAUUGAGGGCGUAGGCGACGCUUGGUCUAUCGAAAUUCAGGAACCAUUGGGCUUUUUGGUCAACGGCUCUGGAAGAGGCGAACUUACCGAAACAUCAGAUCAAGCCGCAAGCUCACCGGGUGAAGAUGGCACAAGUGCUGUCGCCAUAUAUGAGCAAGCGAUCAAAGACCCUAGGCAAGAUUCUGCAGUCCCGGGAAGCAGCACGCAUACGAAUAGAAGCAAAAUCGAAAUUGAUACGGAAGACAUGCAGAAGUUUUUGGGCCAACAGCUUACAAUAUUGGAUCAGCUCAAGGCGGAAGACGAGAAGGAUAGGGAGGCUAAGAAAGUGCCGAAGGCUCUCGAGAUGUCUCCAAACCUUGACGAAUCUGGACAUGUCAAUGAACACAUUGGACCUGUACAAUUUAACAUGGGUGGUAUUCAGGUUGAUGCUGACGACAUGCUAAGAAAACUCAAGGAGCGAGAGGCCAGUCGUAUGCCAAGGAAGGAGGUUAAUGCAUCCAGUGCACCAACAGAUGAAAAAGCCCAGAAUCAGGCAUUGGCUAGCUUCUUUGCUGGACUGGUCAAAAAGCCGGGUGGCAGUCCUCGCAGCAGCCCAGCACCUGGCUCGUCUAAUUAA
Messenger RNA from Talaromyces atroroseus, 1602 nucleotides. RefSeq lists its product as hypothetical. Bases 1 to 1602 code for a protein of 533 amino acids. Lineage: Eukaryota; Fungi; Ascomycota; Eurotiomycetes; Eurotiales; Trichocomaceae. Gene Ontology annotation, molecular function: dynein heavy chain binding. The record is from RefSeq and is a predicted model, not a curated record. Gene Ontology annotation, biological process: microtubule-based movement; microtubule cytoskeleton organization. The transcript has 6 exons. Gene Ontology annotation, cellular component: centrosome; cytoplasmic dynein complex.